AUGUUUGGGGUUGCAGUAGACUUUUGUUUGUGGAGAGGUGAGGUGAUGGUGAGUGAAGAAUGUAUAUUGCACAGUGCUCUGUGGAGGCAAUUUGAACUGUGGAAUGCAGUGGCGUUGUCACUCUUUAUCAAUCUGAUAUUGAGUCAGGGACGAGAUAGAGCUGCGCAAUCGAUGAGAAAUAUGUGCCGUCCGAUAUUAGUCAGUCUCAAGGGCACAAAUAGCGCUUUUGAGAGAAGUAGGGUGAUAAUUCGGGAAGAUUCUUGGUUCUUUCGGGGACGAUUUCUGUCGGAGCCUUGUUAA
Messenger RNA from Pochonia chlamydosporia 170, 300 nucleotides. RefSeq lists its product as hypothetical. NCBI's taxonomy places the organism in Eukaryota, Fungi, Ascomycota, Sordariomycetes, Hypocreales, Clavicipitaceae. The transcript has a single exon. The record is from RefSeq and is a predicted model, not a curated record. The coding region runs from base 1 to 300 and encodes 99 amino acids.